AGACUGAGGAUCAAUUAUCAGCGCCGAAACAGCUGAUGACGGAGACGAUAGAAGUCUAGAGUGACGGCCGGAGAGAGAGAGAGAGAGUUCUUUGAUUGUUGUUGGAAGCCACACCUUCGAGUGGCCGUGGAAUCUCCUCCCUUUCAGGUUAAAAGCACAAGGAGUGACCAGGGUGUGAUUUAAACUGCAAAGUACCAGCUAAGUGCUUAAUGUCCUGAGCUAUUGGGGAGAGUUUUAAUUCAUCCAGACCGGAGAAAUCACAGUAGAGGUUUUUUAGAAAAUGAGCAGGUAUUCGACCAGCAAGAGCAGCUCUCUCCUGAAGGACGGCAGCUGGAUCAAAAGGGUGGACGACGAGGACGAAGAUGUGGAUCGAGACCCAAACUUUGGUAAAUCUGUUCUGAGCCAGCGCGGUGACGCUCCUGCUGGACCAGAGGGUAAUGAACCAAAAACCACCGGCGCUCCAAGCAAGUCAACAUCUGUGCUCUCUCUCUCCAAGAGAUUCGGCGGCAGUCAGGAUGAGCUGAGUGCCGGCUCAUUCUCCACCCCGAAGCUCUCGUCUCCCGGCGGAACAAUCACCACGACGACCGUCACAGAGGAGCCGAAGACAUGGACCCCCAGGAAGUACAGUAACGGCAGCACCAGUGAGACCACCACCUCCCACACUGUGAGCUCCUAUGUGGUCAAAAGUCCCACCAAGACCGAGACGUUCACUGAGCGCGUCAAGUCUUCAAGCAAAGGGCCACAGUACUCCAGCUACUCGCCCACCAGGACCACCAAAGUGACCGAGACUCCUGUCUUCAGCCCGAAAGACGCCGGGAAUCAACCCUCCGACACUUACGUCCCCUCGGCCAUCAAGGACGACUACUCUCCCACUGACAGCAAAACAAGCGUCUUCGCCAGCGAGCUUGUGAUGGCGAAACGCAGCCCCGAUGCGGAGGACAAACUCUUCUCCACACUCCUCCCUUCGUCUGGCAAAGAGGAUUACUCCUCCACAGACAGGAAUAGCUUUACAACUCCAACCAAAACAAGGUCUUACUCUACGGCUGAAGAUGACCUGUACAGCACCCUCCUGCCUCGAUCCAUCACCUCGGUAUCUGACCGCACUUCUCCCACCAGCAGCACCAGCAGCAGCCGGGGCAGCAGCAUCAACACCACCAAGAGAGAGAUCAUCACGGUGGAGAGCAGCAAUGGGGUUGAAAGCAGCUUGACUCCGUCCUCCAUCAGAAGCACCAGCUACAGCUCGUACAACGAGGAUCUGCCCUCCACCCGCACCACCUCCUACAGCGUCAGCUCCACCCCCAGCGAGGACUACAGCAGCGACCAAAAGAGCUACUCUUACUCCAGACCCGACUCCAGUUAUGAGUACAGCAGCAUCAGCAGUCCCACCAACACCUACGACUCAAAGACGUACAGGAGCAGCAGCAGGUUGGAUGACACUGAUUUGAUCUACUCGUCCUCCAGGAAGAGUGCAUAUGUAGCUCCUGAGAGGGCAGUGCUUCAGAAAGACCUGUGCACCUACUGCCAUAAGCCCUUCACCGGAGACGCCAAGAUGAUCCUGGAUGACAUGAAGAUCAACUGCCACGCCUCCUGCUUCAAGUGCGAGGUGUGUAGCAACACGCUGGGUCACAUGAAAGCUGGGGACAGCAUGUGGAUCUACAAGCGCAUGGUGCACUGUGAGAACUGCUUUGACGUCACCAGAGAUAAAUGGCACCGCUGAGCUUCUCACUGGAGAACCACGUGAUUUAAGAUGACAUGGAUUGCUGUUCAUCGUGUUUUGGGUGACACGGGUUCUCAUGUACUUGUGAUUCUACAAGCUGACGAGGCUUUAUUUGGGUGUUUGGAAAAAUGAUGACAAUUACAUGAUGAAUAUAAUUUUAAGUACCAUUGCAGCUCGCUGUAACUGGGCUGCAGGCGUGCUGUUGCUGUCUAAAUCCUACUUGUGAUAUUCUCUUAAGUCUUCAGACUGUAUUGGGAUUGUGUGAUAUGAAAUAUAUUAUAUAUUUAGAGCCGGGGGCAUUUUCUGUGUGCAAUAAAGACAAUCUAUAUAAAUGAAAA
Messenger RNA from Pseudoliparis swirei, 2055 nucleotides. It is a transcript of the gene scel, whose product is annotated as sciellin. The record is from RefSeq and is a predicted model, not a curated record. The transcript has 24 exons. NCBI's taxonomy places the organism in Eukaryota, Metazoa, Chordata, Actinopteri, Perciformes, Liparidae. Bases 281 to 1717 code for a protein of 478 amino acids.